AUGAAAACACUAAUUUUAUUGGGUUUACUCCUUGCUCUCUGCAGCAUUGGUAAAGCUAGAGAAAAGAUCACAACACCCCAAGGAUGCUCUGAAUGAUUGAAUCAAGGCAAGAUAGUAUGCUCUGAAGGAUUCUAUGAGCCUACUUCUUACUGCUGUGAUAAAGAUGAAGAAGGAGAGCAAUGCGGCUGGGGAUAUCGUUAUACUUGCUCUGAUAGAGUUCAGAAAUCAGAAGGCUCUCAGUAUUUACUAUGCCCAGCUGUCCAUGAAUGUCAGAUGUUCAUUAACAUUAACAAGGAUUAUCCUAUUGAAGUUAAGAAUACAAUGGAAGAGCUUCCUUACUGCAAGCACACCAUAUCUCAAAGUGGAUUUGACAACUAUACCCUCAGGGUCUUAUCAGCUAAGACUCAUAGAGCCAAAAUCCAUGUGUUUGCUUCUGACUUUAUGUCCGAAGACUUCGAGAGGGUUGGAAAUCUAAAGAAGAUGAAGAUUCCAGUUUCAGGCAGCAAGAAGAUUCAUCUGAUUGUGGAAUCAAAGUCUAGCUUCAUAUGGAACCCAUCAUACAAGUUGAAGCUGAAGCAAGAGACAUAUAGGGAUGUCUCCGAUGAAGAAGAGAUUCUUCCCUCAGAAAAUUUUCAGAGGUAGAAAAUGACAUAAAAGAAGUAUCUUAUUAGCCAAAGUGAUGCAUUUCUCUUAAAAAGAU
Messenger RNA from Moneuplotes crassus, 700 nucleotides. NCBI's taxonomy places the organism in Eukaryota, Ciliophora, Spirotrichea, Euplotida, Euplotidae. The record is from the annotation of a GenBank genome assembly.